Messenger RNA from Plasmopara halstedii, 561 nucleotides. RefSeq names its product alpha beta hydrolase domain-containing protein 11-like. NCBI's taxonomy places the organism in Eukaryota, Oomycota, Peronosporomycetes, Peronosporales, Peronosporaceae. Bases 1 to 561 code for a protein of 186 amino acids. The transcript has 2 exons. The record is from RefSeq and is a predicted model, not a curated record.
AUGUACCUACAACAAUGCAUACAGAAUGGUUGUUGUGCGCUUCCUAGACAAGUAUGGGCCUUGGACACGCUUCCAGGCACAGGUGAAAAUGACUUUGCAAGUCGAGACCUUCUUGACUUGAUUGAAACGAUAUUAUUUGUCCUCAAGAAAUUCUCAGGACCUAUUCGCUCAAAAGCUGAGCUAAUCAAGGGGUUACAGGAACAUGGUAUUGCGUUCGAUGAAGCACAGUGGCUUACGUCAAACUUGCGGCGCAUAAGCAAAAGUCCAGAACUUUACGAAUGGAAGAUGAAUGCUGAUGUCGUCAAGGAUUUAUUUCAAUCAUUUCUAGCGACAGAUCUUUGGCCUUUCAUUGAGCAUUUAGAUGCAAUAAAGCGCAAUGACGUAGAAAUCCACGUUGUGCAUGCUUCGAACAACAAUAUGUGGACCCCCAAUAUUCUCCAUCGUCUCGACGCGCUGCGGGAAAAGCACGUUUAUCAUCAUUUAUUAGAAAAAUCUGGUCACUGGGUACACAUUGAAAAUCCUGAUGGACUUUUGAAGAUCUUCCAAUCAUACAUGCUCUAG